GCUCCCACCCACCCGGAGGAGGGAUGACCCUCUCCGGCGGCGGCAGCGCCAGCGACAUGUCCGGCCAGACGGUGCUGACGGCCGAGGACGUGGACAUCGAUGUGGUGGGCGAGGGCGACGACGGGCUGGAGGAGAAGGACAGUGACGCAGGCUGCGACAGUCCCGCAGGGCCGCCGGAGCUGCGCCUGGACGAGGCGGACGAGGGGCCGCCGGCGGUCCCCCACCACGGGCAGCCCCAGCCGCCCCACCAGCAGCCCCUGGCGCUGCCCAAGGAGGCGACCGGGGCAGGGCUCGGGCCCGGGGCCGAGGCGGGCGCGCCGGAGACGGACGGCUGCAAGGGCGGCCCGGGCGGCGAGGAGGGCGGCGCGGGCGGCGGCGGAGGACCCGGCGCGGGCGGCGGCGCGGCGGGCGGCCUGGCCCCGAGCAAGCCCAAGAACAGCCUGGUGAAGCCGCCCUACUCGUACAUCGCUCUCAUCACCAUGGCCAUCCUGCAGAGCCCGCAGAAGAAGCUGACCCUGAGCGGCAUCUGCGAGUUCAUCAGCAACCGCUUCCCCUACUACCGGGAGAAGUUCCCCGCCUGGCAGAACAGCAUCCGCCACAACCUCUCGCUCAACGACUGCUUCGUCAAGAUCCCCCGCGAGCCGGGCAACCCCGGCAAGGGCAACUACUGGACCCUGGACCCGCAGUCCGAGGACAUGUUCGACAACGGCAGCUUCCUGCGGCGCCGGAAACGCUUCAAGCGCCACCAGCAGGAGCACCUGCGCGAGCAGACGGCGCUCAUGAUGCAGAGCUUCGGCGCCUACAGCCUGGCUGCGGCGGCGGGCGCCGCGGGACCCUACGGCCGCCCCUACGGCCUACACCCCGCCGCCGCGGCCGGCGCCUACUCGCACCCCGCGGCCGCCGCCGCCGCAGCCGCCGCCGCCGCGCUCCAGUACCCGUACGCGCUGCCGCCCGUGGCGCCCGUGCUGCCGCCCGCCGUGCCGCUGCUGCCCUCGGGCGAGCUGGGCCGCAAGGCGGCCGCCUUCGGCUCGCAGCUCGGCCCGGGCCUGCAGCUGCAACUCAACAGCCUGGGGGCCGCCGCGGGCACGGCGGGCGCCGCGGGCACCACGGCGUCGCUCAUCAAGUCCGAGCCCAGCGCGCGGCCGUCGUUCAGCAUCGAGAACAUCAUCGGCGGGGGCUCAGCGGCGCCCGGGGGCUCCGGGGCGGGCGCUGGGGGCGCAGGGGGCACCGGGGGCGCCGGGGGUGGCGGGGGCGGCGGCGGUACCGCGCAGUCGUUCCUGCGGCCGUCCGGAACUGUGCAAUCGGCGGCGCUCAUGGCCACGCACCAGCCGCUGUCGCUGAGCCGGACGACCGCCACCAUCGCGCCCAUCCUGAGCGUGCCACUCUCGGGACAGUUCUUGCAGCCCGCAGCUUCGGCUGCCGCUGCUGCUGCCGCCGCGGCUCAAGCUAAGUGGCCUGCGCAAUAGGGACGCGCGGGUGAUUGGGACGCUGGGCCCGGACGGUGGCUGCCUCUCCAGGCUGCGUGCCCCGCCCGGUCCUGUCCCCCUUACCCAACCCGGACUCUGCCAACCCCUCGUUUCCUCCCUCUUGACCCUCCAACGCAGGCCUCCCGCGGCCUCCACCCUCUGGUUCGCACCUAAGCCGCCGGAGCAAACUCACCGCACGCCCGCCGGGAGUAGCUUUCCGUACAGGUAAACUCGAAAACCGAAUUUUCCGGGGGAAAAAAAAAAGCACCUGACGGCGCCUGCUCUCAGUACCAUGGAACGAGAGGGAAAUUCUUUGUACAUAUUUGUAUAAAAAUUACUGACUUUCCUUUUGGGGUUUUUAUUUUUUUAAGAAAAAAGAAAUUCAGUAGAUUUAGAGCUCUGAGCUUUCAUUUUUGUUGAAGGUUCAUUCUCCGCAGUUUUAUCCGAGAAAAAGAAUGUAUAGAGACGUUGGAAAAUUUUAAAUAUAAAAAUUUUUUUCGAAAAGGCGAAAAAUGUCAUUCUAUUAUAAAAGUCUGUUUAUAUAUGAAUGAAUAUAUAUGGUAUUCUAAAUGUUAUUCCAUAGUGUUGUACACAACUUUGUAAAUAAAUUUUUAAAAUGC
Ochotona princeps (American pika) is the source of this 2086-nucleotide messenger RNA. It is a transcript of the gene FOXD3, whose product is annotated as forkhead box D3. The coding region runs from base 24 to 1466 and encodes 480 amino acids. The transcript has a single exon. Lineage: Eukaryota; Metazoa; Chordata; Mammalia; Lagomorpha; Ochotonidae. Gene Ontology annotation, molecular function: RNA polymerase II cis-regulatory region sequence-specific DNA binding; DNA-binding transcription factor activity, RNA polymerase II-specific. Gene Ontology annotation, biological process: cell differentiation; regulation of transcription by RNA polymerase II; anatomical structure morphogenesis. The record is from RefSeq and is a predicted model, not a curated record.